AUGGCAGCUUCGACCGCAGCAGCCGUUCUUCAUGCAGCGACUCUGUCUAUUCCAUCACAGUCACCCGUCCCUGAAGAUGCGGAGGCAAAGGCUCACCAUGUGAAGUCAGGAGGGUUCCGGAAUCCGUGGGCCCGGCGGUUUUCUGGCGAGGCGAAUGUCCCUGAUACCACUCCGCCUACUGUCCCGGUGCGGAAGCCCGAGUUCCUCCCCAGCCGGCAAACGCCAAAGCUGAGGGCCACUUGGUUAGGGCAUGCGUGCUACUAUGUGGAGUUCCCAAGCGGAUUGAGAGUGCUGUUCGAUCCUGUUUUUGAAGACAGGUGCUCUCCUUUUAGUUGGUUAGGUCCAAAGCGUUAUACAGAGAUGCCCUGCAAGAUGGAAGAUAUACCUUUCAUCGAUGCUGUUGUAAUUUCCCAUAACCACUAUGACCACCUUUCCUACCCGACCAUUAAGGAUAUCCAUCGGCGUCAUCCGAAUUGCCACUUCUUUGCUCCGCUUGGAAACAAGCAAUGGUUCACUUCGAGUGGCAUUCACAACGUAACUGAGCUGGACUGGUGGGAAGAACGAGACAUUACUUUAUCACCAUUGACUAAGUCAGCCGAGGUGACGUCCAUUCGAGACGCUUCAGAUAAGGCGUCGAAUAUCCUUGCUCGUAUUGGUUGCCUUCCAUGCCAACACAUCAGUGCUCGGACGUUGUGGGAUAGAUCGCAGACUCUCUGGGGUUCUUGGAGUGUGGAAUCGGGUAGUUCCAAAGUGUAUUUUGCCGGCGACACCGGAUACCGAUCGGUCCCUGAACUCCCCAAAGAGGUCGACGACUACGGCCCUGGACAUAAUUAUCCACACUGUCCAGCAUUUGCCCAAGUGGGCCAAUACCGUGGUCCUUUCACGCUUGGGCUGAUACCCAUUGGCGCGUAUGAUCCCCGAUUCAUCAUGAGUCCGAUGCACGCAGAUCCUCAUGAUGCAGUCAAUAUAUUCAAAGAUACUAAAUGCCAAAACGCUCUUGGGAUGCACUGGGGAACAUGGGUUCUAACAGAAGAGGAUGUCUUGGAGCCACCUAGAAAGCUCAAGAAAGCUCUAAGACAGAAUGGCAUCGCGGAGACCGGUGUGUUUGAUGUCUGUGAUAUCGGCGAGAGUCGUGAAUUCUGA
Molecule: messenger RNA, 1143 nt
Organism: Coccidioides posadasii C735 delta SOWgp
Lineage: Eukaryota; Fungi; Ascomycota; Eurotiomycetes; Onygenales; Onygenaceae
Source: RefSeq, a predicted model, not a curated record